Messenger RNA from Trichoderma harzianum CBS 226.95, 731 nucleotides. RefSeq lists its product as hypothetical. Lineage: Eukaryota; Fungi; Ascomycota; Sordariomycetes; Hypocreales; Hypocreaceae. Gene Ontology annotation, molecular function: protein folding chaperone. The record is from RefSeq and is a predicted model, not a curated record. The coding region runs from base 89 to 445 and encodes 118 amino acids. The transcript is spliced from 3 exons. Gene Ontology annotation, cellular component: prefoldin complex; cytoplasm. Gene Ontology annotation, biological process: protein folding.
GGUGCUUCUCUUGUGGACUCUCGGCGCUAUUCCGUUGAUUCUUUGGGCCUACCUUGAGCUACCUCGAGGUAAUACCCAGUUGCUAAUCAUGUCUAUAUCUAAUGAAGCUCUGCAAAAGCUGGCGCUCGAGAUCGAGUCGCAGGCCAUCGCAGCGCAACAACAAAUCGGCAUGGUUCGAAGUCAAAUCGCAGGCAAACAGCGAGAACAACGCCUACUGCGGUUAACCAUUAGCGAAUUACAGAGCUUUCCAAGCGAUUCUGUUGUUUAUGAAGGCGUGGGGAAAAUGUUUGUUUCUCUUCCUCCCAAUACCUUGCACGAGAAAUUACAACGCCAGAUGCAGGAUCUUGAUGGUGAUGUUGAUCGACUGAACCAAAGAUUGCUGUAUCUCGAGACGACGCACAAGAACAGCCGAGAGCAUAUUGAACAGAUACUACGUACUCGAUAAAAACAAAGACGAGAAAGAAAAAGAAAAGAAAAGAAGAGGAGGGCAUCUCUACCUACCUAUAUACCUAUAUCAACCUUGCCCACGCCUCCUUAUCUCGAAACAUCGCAUCCAUUACCUGCGUGUGGCCAUGUCAGAAACGUACGGGGGGAAGUGCCCCGCCUUAGAAUGCAUCAGGGAGCAAUCAUGAUGCGAUGCAAGCUUGUAUAACUGAAUUUAUGAAGACAAAAAUAAUAAUUAAGUUAAUGAAGUACUACAAAUGCAAACAGUGUAAAAGUCAGUAUUCAGC